CGAAAAAGCCAGACCUGAGCAAUUCACAAAACCCUUAGCACAUUGUUCACGACAAGUGCUCUCUGUACAUGGGCGUAAUGGUUAGUAACAAGACAAUGUGCGGUGACGCGACUCCCAUAAAGUCGGGAAGGUUUUCACACCCAGUGCCCCUUACCUCUCCUUGGACCAAAGUCUCGGUUCACCUAUAUCGUGGUCCACUCUUGGAGGAGGAAAGAAAAGGGGACUCAUUCAAACUACACAACCAUGUCCGCACCCAACCGCACCUCCACCUCCUUAGCCAUCCCCAAACCCAGCCCUACUCGUAAAACCCAGUCCCCCUCCCCUCGCCGCGCCACCAAGCUCCAGAAGAAGCGAUACUACAGCCACGCGCUAUCUGACGCAGACAGAAGGGCCCUCGCCGCCGGCGUGGAAAAUCACAGCCAAAAGCACUGGUCAGAGGAGGAUAUCAAGCGCUUUCAACAGGAUCGCCUAGGUCUAAUUCCAACAGAUCGCAAGGAACCACAUGAGCAUGAGAGCGAGGAUGUCGAGCAGCAGGCUGCUCGGAAGGAUACGGUGUGCUCGUCCAGGUGGUUGCGUUGCCGGAAUCGGUCGAUGCCGCUCACGCAGGGUAUGAGCGCUGAUGAUAUACAGAGCAGGGGCUUCGCACAGAACUCUGGUGCUGCUAGCACGUUGGUACUGCCGCUGGUGAUGACUCCACGGGCUUCGAUGUCGCUCGAAUCUUCUUCCGGAGAAACUCUCCCUGGUCAGGCUUCCGCAGCGGCUACCACGAUGAGCUCUCAGCCCUUAUGCCGCCGCCGCCGCUUCUCUUUCGAGUCCGAUUAUGACGAGUUGGUUGAUGGUGAGGAGGCAUGGGCGAAGCUGCGAGCUAAUCCUGUUGAGGUUGUAGAAGAGCCUUUCGACGGUCCUUCAAGCCUCAGCGCUACCUGCUUUUGACAGGUUCCUGACUCCACGCAAGACUGGCAAGGGUGAGGCAUAUUGCGUACGUCGAAUGCUCUUCUUGACUGGUGAGUCUCCUACUGUAAGGAAGCAUAGGCGCAUAUCUCAAUCUCUCUACCCUACGGUACGCGAUGCCCAGCUUUUCGAUUUCAAACUCGACGGUUCGCUCUCUUAGGAGCAGUGAGGACCACAUUUCUCCGAGCUCGUAAAGGUAAGGGUCUGAUCUCCUUUGUCAAAUAUUUGAUAUUUCUCAUCUCCCCUUUGUCCGUCAACCACCCCACUGCGGACUUGUAAAUGCCGACUGUUGGGUGUAUGGCCGGUUCAUUGCAGGUGCAACUCCAUCUCUUACAAAAGCUGCAUAUCAGAUAUCUCGCCAUUCUCCUCUUGUGAGGAGACAAAUAAUAGUGAGAAAAUCCAAAUAUCAAAGGCUCUGG
This is a messenger RNA of Westerdykella ornata, 1370 nucleotides long. RefSeq lists its product as uncharacterized. The transcript has a single exon. The record is from RefSeq and is a predicted model, not a curated record. NCBI's taxonomy places the organism in Eukaryota, Fungi, Ascomycota, Dothideomycetes, Pleosporales, Sporormiaceae. The coding region runs from base 244 to 933 and encodes 229 amino acids.